Messenger RNA from Thunnus maccoyii (southern bluefin tuna), 5283 nucleotides. It is a transcript of the gene map6a, whose product is annotated as microtubule-associated protein 6a. Gene Ontology annotation, biological process: cytoskeleton-dependent intracellular transport; regulation of microtubule cytoskeleton organization; microtubule cytoskeleton organization. Gene Ontology annotation, molecular function: microtubule binding; calmodulin binding. Bases 1524 to 2669 code for a protein of 381 amino acids. Lineage: Eukaryota; Metazoa; Chordata; Actinopteri; Scombriformes; Scombridae. The record is from RefSeq and is a predicted model, not a curated record. The transcript is spliced from 4 exons. Gene Ontology annotation, cellular component: microtubule; Golgi-associated vesicle; cis-Golgi network.
AAUCAAGGUGUGGGUAUAACACACUAAAAGGUAAUCCAAGGUGUUAAUGAAGAAAGAUAACAGGGGAUAGUGGAGGAGCCAGCCAUGUUGUGCAGUACAAAUCAACUCAGUGUAAAAACGCCUCUUGCUCUAGCUUCUUUAUCUUUUCGUCUGUUAGAUUGACAUUUGCCAGAGCCAAGGUGUUUGAUUGUCAUUCAAUUUUGCGUCUCCUUUUUCCUUUGAUUACAUCAUAAAUUAUUAACUUAUUCAAGGAUUAUUAUACUUUAAUUAUCUCAUUAUCUUGAAUCCUUAAUCAAUCAGUUAUUUUACCCUUCACCCAUUGACAAACAAAUAAAGUGAAUGCAGUUAAACAAAAGGGAAACAUGUCUUAAUGCUUAAAAGCGUAUUGUUGCUUCUGAAAAUGACCAGCCAGCCAUCAUUAUAAAAACCCUCUAUUUCAAUAACGUGCUUGUCUUUCAGAUGUCGUAGACAUUGUAGUCCAGUGUGAAACAGGCCCUCAGGCUGUGUAAUGAGUUGGCAUUAUUCAUGUGCUCUACUAUUUGCUGGCACAGUCUUAUGCAUCGUCUUUGUGACAAAGACAAUUUUGCAUGAAUCAGAAUUAGAGGUCCUUGUCAUGGCUUUGAUGUGAUAUAUUUUAUUUACUUUAAAAUAUAUCACAAAUAAGAAUACCAUACUUCAUUUCUUCCUUCCAUACAAAAAAAAAAUCAUAUUUACAUAGCUGUAGGCCUAUGUGUUAAUUUGGUGAAGGCCUAAUAUUCCUUCUUCAGUGGUUAUGUUGUUAUGUAUCCUCCUAAAAUAUGUUGCAAGGGCCAGUUCUUUUCUUUUGAUAUAUCAGGGAAGAACGUUCCUCAUUCUGACGACUCACUCUCUCAUUUUGUUUUUAUUAAAUAUUAACGAAUGGCUAUAAAGCACAUCUCUUGAACGUCCCUCCUCCUGUACCACUACGCAGGGUGCGUGAAAACACACCGCUCAGGUCAAGCUUCCCGUGUUUAUCAGUCUUAUAUCGGAAAUUGUUGUUAUCCAAUUUUCAAAAUUGAAGCAGCAGACCUCAUUGAGUGGCUAGAAAUAUGCGGUUUGAAAGGAAUUUUCCAGCAUACAAAAGCUAUAAACUACUUCGUUUUCAAUUGGAUUUGUUUUCUUUUGUGUAUUUUUUAAAUAUCCUAUUCCAUUGUGGAUUUAAGGUCGCAGAUUAAGCCGGAAGUUCUUUCAUUUUCUGUCUGACUUGACUUUCAUUUCCCUGCUCUGCUCAUGUUUUGUGUCUCCGGGAUGCUGAGCAGGCGGGCGGGGCCGCUUUCCCUUGCAGUGCCCUGGCGUGGAGUGAUGUAGCAGGACGCACGGGACAGAGCGGACACAGAGGCAAGACGUGCAGAAAACAUCAACACACGCAUUGGAGUCAUCCGUGCGGCCAGAUACACGGACAUCUUGUUUCUCUCACGUCAGGAUAUCGGAGUGUAGAGCAAUAUUUUUGCUUCAUCUCGGAUCCGGUGCUCAUCUUCUUCCAGUGGGACUGUGUGACCCUCAGCAUGGCGUGGCCCUGUAUCAGCAGGGCGUGCUGCAUGUCCCGCUUCUGGAACCAGCUGGACAAGGCUGACAUUGCGGUGCCUUUGGUCUUCACCAAGUACACGGACGUCUCUGAGAUGCAGCACAUCCAGCUGCAGCCUCCGCUCCACCCUCCGCAGGCCCGGGUCGCCAUAGAAACGCAGCCGUCUCGCGCAGAGACCAGCGCCAACACAGCACGCGCGCCGCGAAGGUGCGUCUCCGAGGAGCGCGUGUGCAGCUCGGUGAUGCGCGAGGACUUUAAGCACUGGAAAGUGCGACCCGAGCCGAGCUGUAAACCCAAGAACGAGUACCACGGACCGGAAACACCGUUCAAUAGUGAGACCCAGUACCAGAAGGACUUCAAGCCCUGGCCCAUUCCGAAACGGUACGACCAUCCCUGGAUACCCAAACCGACCCCAAACACCUCCACCGGCGACGACCGGGCACCGGACAGGUCCAAGCACGCCAAACAGCAUGUGGCGGAAACGGAGAGCGGCGUGGAGAAGAGCGCCAUCGCCGACAAGGUGCAGGAGAAAGACCUCCUUCAGACUCAAGAGAGAAAAAAGCGGUCCAGUAAAGCAGCGGAGGGGGAGAAGAAAGUUGCCCUGAAGGUGGAGGGAGAGGCCAAAGGCAGGGCAGCAGCGGAUGCUGUGAACAGACAGAUCAAACAGGAGAUUUCAGCCGGCAGCUCAUACAAAACUGAAUUCAAGGCUUACAGAGAUGUGAAGCCGGCAAAGAUGAUCCGUGCCAAGUCCCAGUACCUGCCACCGGAUGAGAAGACCAGCCUAGAGACCAGCUACAGUGCUACCUUCAAGGGGCAAGCCCCGCUGCAGCCCACUAACAACAAGGCCUUGGAGAGGAGGAGGAUACGCAGUUUGUACAGCGAGCCUUACAUAGACCCCUCCAAACAGGUUGACAGGUAUAGUGCCCCUCGCUCUAAACCCAAAAAGGCUGGAGCCACAGCUGCAGGCCAGGGCAAGCCAGGGAAGAAAGCCAAAGAUAAGCAGAGCGCCGCGCUGAAGGGCUCCAAGAAGACGACCUCGGAGAACCAGCCUGAGAACCGGCCGGCGGUGGGGGACAAGGAGAAAAGUAAAGAGAUGAACAACAAACUGGCUGAGGCAAAAGAGUAAAAAUCAUUAAGCACUACUUCUCCUUUUAUUUCUUAUUUUGGGGGAAAACAAACACAGAGGCUGCAAAAUUAAUUACAAGUUCUCAUCUUUUCUCUUCUUGUCUUCUGUUUUCCUCCUCUGUCUCUGUGUCCUCCUCUAGUCUCUCUCACCUUUUUCUUUCUUCUUUGCUCUAUCUCUUAGUAUCCACUCAUUCUUCUCUGUCGUCUUUCACUACCUCUUGGCUACGUUUGUACCACAAUAAUAGAAUAAGAUGUCGGGGUUUAGACAUGACAUGUCAUUGCUCCUCCCACCUCACGUUAUACUAGGCCGCUGUAGUAACGAGUGGGCGUGAGCAUCCUCUUCCUCCGCCAUUUGAUGCCACCCACCACCCCCACUCUACUCGCCUCCAUCUCCAGGUUGCUAUGGCUACUGGCUGCCUGGCUAGCCAAUGGAUGGCUCUUGUUGCAUGGGCCCAAAGACAAGCAAUUCUGAAGGGUUGGCUUUGAUCAACUGAGCAGAUUGCUUUGUUGAGUUUAUCAAGGAUUUUUUUUCUUCUUCUUUUUGUUUUUUUUUUUGAAGAAAAGAUAAUCAAAUUGGCACUUUGGAUAUGGUUUCUGCACUUGCUAAAUUAACAGCAAAAGAUAGUCAUCUGAAAAUCUUUGAUAAAUGUCGCGCUUGGUUUGUCAUGAAUGUCUGAUACACUGCUUGUUUUGUACCUGCUCUGUCAUCUUUGCUUCUGUUUCUCUGUUCAUGGUAGAGCUAACAAGGCUCACAGUCUGUGUGUUAUCAGCUGGGCAAUAUCAUAACGCUUUGUUAAAUGUGAUUUUGUUAUCCAAUGUCUCAUUUUUAACUAAACUCUGUUGUUGGCUACAUAAAAUUGUUUUAAUUCAUCAUGAAGAAAACGACCCUGUUGUCCCAUUCAGCAUUUCCUCCGUUCAUGUUCAAACUCAUUAAUUUUCUCGUAUUUUAGUUCUCUCAAGGCUAUUUUGUAACACCCAAUUUGUUGCCAACGAACCAUCUGGGUCACACUAAACUGAUUAUGCAUUAAACACCACUUAUUUGCAUAGCAGAUGAGUAUUCCAUCUGAGUUAAAUAAUGCUUUCGUGCAGUCUUGAUGACAUUUACUAUUAGAGUAACAACAUUUCUCAGAAUCAGAGAUAGAAGAGUUCAGUGGAGAUGGAAAAUGUUGCGUUUAGUGGUCCAGUUUGUAUUUUGUCUGGCAAGCACACAGCAUGCUGAGCUGUCAAUCUCAAUGGCCAGAACUCAGUCUAAUCACUACCAACGCAGCCUUUAUUAACAAGACUGAUCCCUCUGUAAAGCUUCACAGCCGUUACGCAAAUGUGGUUGCAUGCGCUCAAACGCACACCUCCUUUUGCUUUUUUGUAAUUGCACUGCCGAGGGGGACCAUAGCCAAUGUGAUUAGACUGUCAUGGGAUGAUAGCAAACAGCUGAUACUGCUGCUUAAUAGCACUUUUCAUCACCUUUAAAGAGGGAGCUGUAAGGAUGAAGCACAGAUUCACACUGCAAAUAAAUCAUGAACAGUUCACUGCCAUUUGCUCACAAAUAUAAGAAGUUUUGAGGUUGAAAAAAAGUUUUGAUCUCAUUUUCUUUAUAAAUAAUAAGCUACAGUAUAUCUGCCAAUACCUCUCUUAUUCUAAUAUACCACAAUAAGGGGUGUGUAACUCCUCUGUUCAUCACUUUCUGUUUCUGAGUCCAUGUACUUGUUUUGCGCAAAUUUCCAGGUCAUCUUUGUAGGAUUAGGUGUGUAUGACAGUAUGUUGGUAUGAUAAGUUUAUUUUAAAAAUGCUGAUUGAACACUGGAUUUACUUUUGCUUUGUCUGGCAAGUUCAACAUGGUGGUGCCAUGUUUGCGUGUCUAGCAAAGCAUACCAAAACAAGCUGUAAUUCUGGUUUAAUUCUGGUUUAAUCCAAAUUUCCUCAGCGAGAUGUGUUGAAGAAAAAGGGAACAUGAAGUAAGUUGUAUUGUCACUGUUUAUCUGUUCAAACUAAUUAUAACCUCCCUUGUAUAUAUAGCUUAUAUUUGUCUAUAUAUAUAUAUAUAUAAUAGCAGGGCUUCAUGUUGGCUGAGUCCUAGAGCCAUGUCCCACUCUAUGCUUGUUCCAAAGCAUCUGGCUGCUUUCUUAGCAUAUAUAUAUAUAGAGGCACCUUUUUUUUUUUACAGGCCUUUGGAUAAGAAGAGCACUGUACAGUCUUGUCAUGGGUCAACCCAUCACUGUGCUCCACCCACACACACCUCACUGUUCUCAUUAGUUCUGCUGCUCAGCAUCCUUCCGUCCAUUCUGAUUGGAAGGCUGUAUGUUUCUAUUCUCUGUGGCAACCAUCUCCACCACCACCAUGUCUAUCCAAGCUGAGCGGUGCCCAAUCAGGGAUGGGCCCAACGCAUUAGCAUUUUGCAGCCUUUAAUUGGGGGAUGCUUUGUCAUGUAACACAAGGGAGGGGGCAUAUAGGAGCAGUAAAUGUAAACAGUGCUUAGCACGCCACACACCCGGUGCUAUCUUUGUGAUUAUUAGGCAAAUAAGGAUAGAAAGUAUGGUAAAGAAAAUUAUGUUUUGGGGGAAAAAAAAUUGACUGUGACGUGCUUGUGUUUCUAUCUGCUUGCUCGUAUUUAAUGAAAC